Kalmanozyma brasiliensis GHG001 is the source of this 3612-nucleotide messenger RNA. RefSeq lists its product as uncharacterized. The record is from RefSeq and is a predicted model, not a curated record. NCBI's taxonomy places the organism in Eukaryota, Fungi, Basidiomycota, Ustilaginomycetes, Ustilaginales. Bases 1 to 3612 code for a protein of 1203 amino acids. The transcript has a single exon.
AUGGACGCUUCACUGCCCGCCGACCAGAGCGGACUGUCGGAUCUGUCAGCUGCAUCCAUCCUCAGCACUGGGCCCUAUCUCGGCCCUCCAUCGCCUCCAACCGACCAGCAGACAAAAGCCGCAGCCGUGCUGCCCAUACCGUCUCCAACAUUCACAGCAACGCAGUCAAACGCAACACCAGGGCCAAGCCGCAUUCGAACACAGCAGGGAGACACUUCAAAUGCUGUCUGGACGCCCAGCCCUGACGCAUCCUCUUCGCGCUCCAAGUCCAGCAGUCAAUCCAUGCGACGGCCCUCCUCCAGAAACAGCAACGGUAAAGGAAACGAGAGCAUCGGCUCCAGCCUCGGCACAUUCGAUUACAGCAAUGCCUCCUUCAGCGAGAGCUUCCUCCGUCAGGCCGGUGCAAAUAUGCUCGCUGGUCUAGACGAGGCGAACCCUUCGCCAAACCGGUCCUUGUCCUCUUCGCCCAGGUAUCGCACUUCCUCAUCGCCCACGGUAACAGCCAGGCCUAUCCGAGCAGUGGAUCCAAGGACGCCUUUUACAGGCAAAAGCCUUCGAACGCGAAUGGCCGAAGCUGGCAUGCUCGACAGUCCAGCAUCCUCCGACGGCAGCAGUCCAAGCUCGAGCCCGACAACACGCAUGCUGCCCGACUCUGUCACGCGCACAAUCGUAGCGCAGCAAGAAUAUGAUGAAGAGAUGAGCCCGCAGCCGGGUCUCGACUCCCCGGAUGCUCGAGCUUAUUCAAGGACAUACUCGCCGUCCUUAGAUAGGAUACGACAUGGCAGCUUCAACUCUCCUUCGCGGCAUAUCGUAUCAGCGUCCAUAGGCAGCCCUGGGAUUGGAGAGGAGCACGACUGGCAGGAAGGCCUAUCCAUGGUACCGGAAGAGUCAUACGUCGAAGAUGCAUCACAGCUGCCAGCAUCGCCCGCCGUGCAAAACAACUCCCCACAUCGCUCGAUGAUCCUCGACUCGUCACGCGACAAGGACCUUGAGCCAGCUGGGGAACCUGACUCCCCCUGUUUUGCACUUGAACAUGGCAGGGCUUCGAGCGAGGAUCACAUAUCAUCCGACCCGGCUGCAGCACUCGAAGAGGCAAUUCAUGAUGAGAGCGACGAUGUCCUGCCAUCGACUUCAGCCUCAGAAGAGAGACCAAAAGAGAGCGCCGACAAGUCGGAGGACCGACUUCAGGCUCCAUCGUCGCCUUCGCCCCGCAAAGCAACGCCAUCGACGCCUUCUCGCGUGGUCAAUACGCCAAAGUCUUUCGCUAGGCUCCGAGUCGGGACACCCGUUCGAUCUUCGCCUCUUGCGCGCGAGGUCAACUUUUCGCCCUCGUCGGCAGGCUCGAAUGCAUCUCGAUGGCAGAGUCCUGUCAGUCAGAGGAGCAUGCACGAUGCAGUCACUGCAUCGCCGCACCCGGUCGCACAACAGUCUCCAGCCCGUUCAGUCUUUGAGGCUGCGCAACCACUCUCACCGACACGGGAACAGUCUUUCGACGAGCAACGAUCGGUCCUCAGACCAGCGGCGCACCCGCAAACACCACAUGUGGCUAUCUCUGCCCAGCCGACCGGAGGAACACCGUCUCAAUUCUGGUCUCCGGCGACAUCCGCUUCGUUCGCAACGCCAGCAUCGCAGCGUCCGCAACAUCCUUCCGCACCGACGACACCUGCAUUUCUUUCGCACACUCCGCUCGGUGCAAUCUCAUCGCCACCUGCUGACUUUGGCACUCCUCAGUGGAGUCCCUCGCCCGUACCUCUUCAGGCAAAGGUUGAAGUCGUGCAGAUCGAAUCAGAGAAGCCGCAAGCAGAUAUCAGCGCCGACGCGCCUGAAGAGGAAGACGAAGAGGAACUGGCCUCGUCAUCCGCCUCUGUGGGCUCGGAGAAAAAGCAGAGUGGCGACGUGUCGACCGCCUCUCAGCGCCCUCUCGAAAUCGACCUCCCAGCUCAGACGAAGCUCGAUCUAUCGUUCACAUCACCCUCUCAGCACCACGACUCACCAUCAGCAGCCAGGUUCUCCCGACUCCAACUCACUCGCAUCUCGCCUCCAACCUCCCUUCCCUCCGACCUAGCCUCCGUACCGGAACUCGGUGUGGUAGUCAGCGCAUUCGACUCGCUGACGUCGCUCUCCGAGUCGCGCGUCUCUCGCCUACUCUCGCAGCUCUCAGCCUCCACAGCACGCAUCGACGAGCUCGAGGCCGCUCUCGAGACGAAAGAAUCCCAACAAGCAGAGCUGCACGACGUGCGAGCCACGCUAGCCCAGCUGUCGACGCAGUACGAGGAGCUGGUGGCCGAGGCGGAUGAGAAGGACGCUGCCAUGGUCGAGUUGGUCAGGAAGCUGCAGGGCCAACUGUCAGCCCGAGGAGGGGAUAGGGUGGCGGGGCUGGAACGGGAGUUGGAGGAGGAGCGGAGGUUGAGGGAGGUCGAGAGGCGGGAUUACGAAGUGAGGAUUCAAGGUUUGCUCAGUUCUGCAACGACCAGCUCGAGUGCGGCAAACGCUGCGAUGGACGAGAUCGCUUUCGAUAGUGACGACCGGAUGACGGGAGCGGUGGAGCAAGCAAAAGAGCAGCUGCGGCUGACGUUGGAGAAGGACUCUGAGAUUCGGCGUGCGAUGGAGCAGCGAGAUCUUCUGGCCAAGGUCGAGGAGCUGGAACGCCAGCUCGCAUCAACGUCAAAGGUGGAAGCAACUGUGGAGGACCGUCACGACCCCGACGUGCAGCAUCAAGUCGACCAACUCACAUCGGAGCUCGAUCGCCGCUUCGAAGAGCUCACCGAUCUGCGCGAGGAGCUCGAGUCUGCCCUCGCCGAGAAGGAACACGCCGAAUCGCGGGCACGCGCACUCGAGGAGGAGUUGGACGAAGCACGAUCGCGGUCCCACCAUGACAGCCGUGACUCCGCCAACAAGGAGCUCGACGAGCUGCGCACGACGCUUGUCGAGCGCGAUACGCACAUCUCUCGACUCGAGGAGACGCUCUCGCUCACCACCUCCCGUCUGACCACCCUCACCGCCAAUCACGACGCGCUGCAGCACCAGAACAUCCUCCUCUCGCAAUCUCGCACGGACGACUCGACACGCAUCGCGACACUCGAGUCGCACAUCCUCUCGCUCGAGACACAGCUGCGCACCCGCACGCCGAACAAAGCCACCGAGUCCACUGCAGAAGUUGAAUCCGCCACGCCGGGGCAGGAUCGCCUAGCCAAACUGCACAAGGAACUCGCGUCGUUGCAGCUGGACCUUGUCAAGCUCGGAAAAGCGAAUGAUGCGCUGCAGGAGGACAACGUGCACUUUUCCAUCGCGCUCAGCGCCAAGCAGCUCGAACUGGGCAUGGUGAAGCGCAAUGCGCGGUUCGCGUUGAAGAAUGCGCGAGCGAUGGCGCAAGGCGAGAGAGUGGGGCUGCCGCUGAGCAAGAGCGUAAAGGAGAAAGAGGUUGAGUUCCCAGCGGCGCCCAAGGGUGAGGUGGUGGCGGAGAGGAAGGAGGUGGACAAGGAGAAUGUGGUGCCAGUGAACCAGGCAAGGUUACAGGCGAGACAGAUGUUAGCGUUGCGGAAGGCUGCGCCGGUUGCUGGUGGUGAUGGUGGAGGUGGGGCAAGGAGGGUGCGUCCGAUGUUGGCUGCGUAG